Messenger RNA from Auxenochlorella protothecoides, 1824 nucleotides. Its product is annotated as Leucine-rich repeat-containing protein 40. Lineage: Eukaryota; Viridiplantae; Chlorophyta; Trebouxiophyceae; Chlorellales; Chlorellaceae. Gene Ontology annotation, molecular function: protein binding. The record is from RefSeq and is a predicted model, not a curated record. The coding region runs from base 1 to 1824 and encodes 607 amino acids. The transcript is spliced from 4 exons.
AUGCAGCGAGGCAACGCUGCCUCCCCAAAUAUCCUUGGUCCUCAGCGCCGCAGAGACCCUCCAAACCUGCACCAGCGCUGCAACGGCGUGGGCGCUGCGGCGCCGGGGCAGGUGGCCUGGGAGCCCAUCACUCCUAAGCAGCUGGCUCUGAAGCUGGGAGUGGCGGCAUCCACCGGAAAGCUGGACCUGUCUGGUUGCGGACUGCGGCAUGUUCCCCCUGAGGUCUUUGACAUCACAGAUCUGGAGGAGCUGUCCCUGGCGGGGAAUGGCAUCGAGGAGCUGCCCGAAGGCAUCGCCUCCCUUCCCUGCCUGACCAAGCUGCAGCUGGCGGGAAAUGAGUUGCGCCGCCUGCCCACGGCAUUGACGACCCUGCAGGACCUACGCGGCCUCUGGCUGCAUGGCAACGCGCUGGAGACGCUGCCAGAGGACCUGGGCGCGCUGGAGGCCCUGGAGCUGCUGUCCCUGGCGGGGAAUGCGCUGCGCAUGCUGCCGUGGUCGGUCGGCGACCUGCACGCCCUGCGCGAGCUCAAUCUGGCGGGCAAUGCGCUGACGGCGCUGCCGGGGUCCAUCGGCGGCCUGCGUGGUCUGCAGACGCUGAGCCUGCUGGGCAACCGGCUGGAGGCGGUGCCGGAGACGCUGGGGGCGCUGGGCGCGCUGCGCGAGCUCUGGCUCCAGGGCAACCCGGGCCUUGGCGCGUUGCCGGAGGAGCUGGGCAGCCUGACGGCGCUGACACACGCCUCCGCGGCCGACUGCGGCCUGGCGCGCGUGCCUGGGAGCCUCUUGGCGUUGCCGCGCCUCCGCACGCUGAGCUUGUACGGGAACCGGCUGGCGACGCUGCCUGCCGAGGCCCUGCAGCAGGUGUACUACGAGGAUGACGAGGAAUCGAUGACGACGAUGGCUGACGGCGGGUGCCUUGCUCAUCCUGUGUUCUGUGGCACCUCCCUGCGGCGCCUGUGGCUGGAGGGCAACCCUCUGGACGCGGGGACCCUGGCGUCCCUGAUUGCUGGCGCCAGUAUGAGCCAGGACGUGACGGUGGGUCUUGACGAGUCGCAGCUGCAGCAUGCGGCAGCAAGCGUGGGCGCCGUCCCAAUACCAGCAAACGUCCAGCGCUCUGAGAUUCUCGCCCCCGGCCCGGGCCUGUUCAAGCUCGUGCGCUGGGCUGGUCUGGCCGGGAUCCCGGCGGCCGCGCGACCCUCUGCCACCCAGGGUGCGCCGCUCGCCGCCGCCGAAACCCUGCUCGUCGCCUUUGGCAGCGCCCCCGGCGUUCCCAACUGGGCGGGUGCGCUGAAGAAAGUAGCCGCCCGGCCGGAGGUGGCCCCGUUUGACGUGCUCUUCGUCGUGGACGCCGCCCGCGCCUGGUACCAUGGUGAGCUCUUCGGGAUGGGAACAGGCGGGGACGCGGGCAUCGAGGAGUACGCGGGCCCCCUGCGACAGGCGGCCUCGUGCUACCACCGAGUGGUCCUGCUGGGCGACAGCAUGGGCGGCACGGCGGCCCUCCUCUUUGCCGGACAGGCCACCAAGGUGGUGGCCUUCUGCCCCCAGGUGGACCUGGCGCGCUCGGCCAUCCGCCCCGCCGGCCCCGCGCCCUGGCGCGCCGCGCUGCAGCGCCGCGUCGAGGAAAGUGUGGCAGCGUGCAGGGGCGUCGUGGACGUGCACGUGGGAACCUGGGAGCACGACCAGGAGCAGGUGGGGCGUCUGGCUGGGUGGGUGGAGGCGGGACGAUGUGGACCUGGGCCCCGUGGGAGGACGGCUCGUGCAGGGCCGGGAGCCGCCCCCCGCCCCACCCCAUACUCCACCACCGUCACAUGCCUGACCACACCCUAG